GAUGCAAUCUGAAGCUAACCCUGUAUUUUGAGUAUUACUAUGACAGAUUAAUUUAACCCCGCUGUUAUGUCCCAACUAGUUUUCAAACUAACUGGAUCCCGUACGCGUGCACGCGCCGUGUUGACCCAUCAGCAUUGGUGUGCCUCUGUCGCAGCUGUAAUGUUUGUGGACACUUACACUCCCGUAUUCGCCUUGGUAGAGACAAUAUGUGACCAUGGAUGUUUGGAUAACACUGGAAAUCCCCAUUAACAUGUUUGUGAGUGCGUGACGAACCUGGUGAAGGAGGCAGUCCACAGCUGCAUUUAGGAACAGGGCGCGUUCACGUACAGGAACCAAUUGGGUUGAAAAAAAUUUGCGACACAACACUGGACACUGUAAAACGCAGAGCUGGCAAAUUAGCUUGUUUGUUUUAAUGUUUUAAUGCUUGGCAAACCAGGCCGCAGUUUAAUAAACUAAAAGAAAGAAGUCAGAAGUCCACAGCUGGUGUUCUCCAGUAAGCAGGUUGUUUUUCUCCCAGGGUGUGUGAAGUGGCAGCGCAGUGAUUGAGCUUACCUCCCUCAGCUAACGUUAGCGAACUCUGCUAACGUUCAUUCAACCCAACAGCGACCGAAAACAAGUUAAGACUUUCAGCACGACAUGGCCAGAGCUAUGUGGGAUCUGAAGAUACAGACAGUUCAGGUGAAACAAUAAGGACUCAUGUCUACUUCACAAACACUCACACCCCUGUACUCUCACUGUGGAGAACAUCUCAGCAGGGUGAAGACGGUAAAGAUGGAGCUGCUGAGAACUCUUGUCAGUGAGCGUUUGUCUGAAGCUGCCGAGGAGAUCUUCAAGAUUGUAGAGAGAACCAUUAUAGAAUAUGAAAAGGAAAUGUCCUGUUCAAAGUGGGUCGUGGACAGCCACCGCAGACUGCUGGAUGUUGCCAAGACACACAGUGAAGACUCUAUCCAGAUGUCUGUCACAGAUGUGAAGUUGCAGUCUGGUCAGCAGCAGCCUGCUGCCAGUGUGAACGUCAGCGUGUGCUGGGACGAGCCAGAAAACACCACGUCAGAGCCCACAGAAGAUUGGUACAACAUGAACAGCACUCAUCCAGACUCCUCUCCUGCCACUGAGAACGAUCAAAGUGAUCAGGAGAUACUGAUUGAUAUAGAAGAUGACUACGUGAAGCAGGAGUGUGACCUGAAAGUGAAGAAACCAUUCAAAUGUCCCGUUUGCUUGAGCCUUUUUUCUUCCAAAAAGACGAUGGUACAACACGUCAAAAAGCAUCCGGAGGACAAUUCGUCACUUUACCAGUGCCAGUUCUGUGACCGCUACUUCUGCCGCAAGUCUGAAUUCAUCAUUCACACCAGAACACACAAAGGCUCCAAACCAAGCCAGGACUGUGAGAAAAGCUUUGACGAGAAGGACAGUCUGCUUAUUCACGAACAAAAACACAGUGAGGAGAAACCGCACGUGUGUUUUGGUGCGAAGGUGGAGGUAGAAACUCACUUCAGAUCAGUGACAUCUGUCAGUGAGACUGAAGAGCUCGACUCCAGACAAGAUGAAUCAGGCAUUAAGACUUUUCCACUUGCUAUCACUCCCUAUCAUAAAAGUGACUUUGAUCAAGAGUCACUGCAGCCCCUGUGUCUUUACCAAAUCCAGACUGUUGCCGAUAUAGAUAAAGACUCCUUAGCUGCAGUUAGGGCUGAUCACAUUAAAACUGAGCCGGCUGGAGCUGAUUGUGAAGUCCCACACAAUACCACACAGGAUCAGUUGCUGCUUUCAGUCAACCCGGAUGCACAGCGUGGCGGCGAGACAGAACGCAAACAUUUCAACGUAAAAAGUCCCCGACCUAUAAGACCUUCCACUGAGCUCAUCGUCCAGUUUGAAGCAGGAACAGCACAGAAACCCUACAAGUGUCCUUGUUGCACCAAAUGUUUCUCCUUGACCAAGACUUUGAUAAGACACAUAAAGAUCCACACCGAGGACAAAUCUUAUCAGUGCCAGUUUUGUGGGAGGAACUUCUGUCAGAAGUCAGACCUGGUUAAUCACACGAGAAUACACACAGGAGAGAGACCAUAUCAGUGUAAAGAGUGUCACAAAUCCUUCGCGCAGAAAGGCAACCUGGUGGUUCACAUGAGGAAACAUACAGGAGAUAAACUGUAUCAGUGCCAAGAGUGCAGCUGUAGUUUUAGCCAGAGGUCGUCUUUUGACUGUCACAUGCAGAGCCACAGAUGAGAUUGAACUUUGACCUAAAGCAGGGUAUCAAACUCCAAAACGUUUUCAAGUUGUUCUGGAAUUGAUUGUCUGGUUAGGCUCUUAAUCCUCUUUACAAAGUACCUAUUUUUUGGUUUUAUAGUGAUGAAAAUGAUUCAAAUCCACAGUUUGCCAUUUGACAAGACUGGUUUAGAUCCCAUAGUAAACAUUCAAGUGCCAUUUAUUCACCAUUUUUUUUAGGUCACACGGGAUUUGCUAAUCUUGUUCACAACGUUCCAACCUUUUGAGGUUGUAGAUGAUGGAACUUUGCCAUCAAUCUAGACAAUAUUUCUUACACAUUUUUAUGAUUUCCCCCUGAAUUUGACCUUAAGGACUUUGGGUUCAAGAAAUAAAAAAACUCUUGGUCCUCUACACAAGUGUCUGAAGUUUUCUAUUUUAUUUUCCACAUUUGAAACCAAAGGACCUUUCAUAGUGCUGUUUCGUGCCGGGACAUUUACGGCUCAGUAACAUCUCGCCCCCACUUAGUCCCACUUAGUCUCACAGUCAUCUAAUCACUGUUCAAUGCGACUGCCAUCACUAACUGUGCGCAUCGCCUGCCGCUUAUUGUAAACAAACUGACAUGCUAACUGUGAAGGGACACGAAUAUCACGCCUUCGCAGGGUCACUAUGAACGCCCUAAGGUGAAAAGCCAGCACAGAUCUUUCCGGCAAUAUAGCGGUAGAUUUGCGGGAAGCACUAUGAAAGGGGCUAACGUCCCAACCUUUCGGGGUUGUAGAUGAUCUAGUUGUUAUUAUUUACAUAUUUGUAUGAUUUUCCCCUGAAAUUCGACCUUAAGGACUUUAAGUUCAAGAAAUAAAACACUCUUGCUCCCCUACAAGAGUGUGUGAAGUUUUCUAUUUUCCACAUUUGGAACCAAGUCAACUGUUUCUAGCAAUGAUUACCGAAGCCUCUGUGUCAACUGAGAAUGAUGUCGGCAGGAAAAAUGCACCAAGGCAAAACAAAAAACACCUCAAGAAAUUGGCAAAUUGUGGUGAGAUUGUUUCCAAGGUAAAAAGUCAAUGUCCAAUCUCAGUUUUAAAAAGUAUUUUAUUUAGGUAAAGUUCUUGUCCUGAUUGUACUAAAUGACAAAAGGAGAGACAUCCAUAUUGAAUCUGCACUGUAUUUCUGACCAACAGCCCUAUUUGCCUUAUUUCUGCGUAUUUAUUAUUCAUUAUUUUCUGGUGAACCUCAUGUAUUAACAAGUCUCACUGUGGCCACACUGUAUUUACAGACAGUGAAAAUCCCUCAAAUAAAUAAAUGAGUAGUCACUGACAGCAGGAGGGACUUCUUCUGAACCACAGUUAAAAUCCUGGCAUGAGAUGACCUUUCUGUAGGAAUGUGUAUGUGGAGGAAUUUGAAUUAUUUAUUUUUUUUGUUUAGCUGGGAUUUUUAUUUUACAAAUCCCAUGGAGUCUUUGGAAUCUGUAUUAAAAGAUUUGUGUUCAUCAAAAGGUUAUACAAUUGUAUGACUGUGUUUUUUAAUGAUUUUAUUUUGUCAGAAAUAGUAUAUAUGGGUUUCUACAUAAAAUCUAAACAACAGUGUAAAACCAAA
This is a messenger RNA of Centropristis striata (black sea bass), 3786 nucleotides long. RefSeq names its product zinc finger protein 182-like. Bases 697 to 2217 code for a protein of 506 amino acids. The record is from RefSeq and is a predicted model, not a curated record. Gene Ontology annotation, biological process: regulation of transcription by RNA polymerase II. Gene Ontology annotation, molecular function: DNA-binding transcription factor activity, RNA polymerase II-specific; RNA polymerase II cis-regulatory region sequence-specific DNA binding. Lineage: Eukaryota; Metazoa; Chordata; Actinopteri; Perciformes; Serranidae. The transcript is spliced from 3 exons.